Molecule: messenger RNA, 360 nt
Organism: Staurois parvus
Lineage: Eukaryota; Metazoa; Chordata; Amphibia; Anura; Ranidae
Source: the annotation of a GenBank genome assembly
AUGGGGCCCCCGGGCAAUAGGGGAUCAUGGGGCCCCUGUGUCCUUGCCUAAACUCAAAAAAGCCUAUGAAAAAGAGGGCAACACUUAUGUAAACCAGCCCCCUAACUGAGCUCUGUAAAUGAAUAGGGAUUCAGCAAAUGCAUAUCUACAAGGUAUGCAUGUGAAGGUUCCCAUUUACCCAGGUCAUGAUCAGGGACGGACUGACAACUCAUGGGGGGAAUAGAGGAUCAUGGGGCCCCUGUGUCCUUGCCCAAACUCAAAAAAGCCUAUGACAAAGGUACCAGGGGCAUCUCAUGGAGCCCCCUACUGACCCCGGGCCCUCGGGCAGUGCCCGAGUUUCCAAAUGGUCAGUCUGCCCCU